Messenger RNA from Numida meleagris (helmeted guineafowl), 10094 nucleotides. RefSeq names its product centrosomal protein 126 (gene CEP126). Bases 618 to 4244 code for a protein of 1208 amino acids. The record is from RefSeq and is a predicted model, not a curated record. Gene Ontology annotation, biological process: mitotic spindle organization; cytoplasmic microtubule organization; non-motile cilium assembly. Gene Ontology annotation, cellular component: midbody; centrosome; ciliary base. NCBI's taxonomy places the organism in Eukaryota, Metazoa, Chordata, Aves, Galliformes, Numididae. The transcript is spliced from 17 exons.
CCUCAGUGAAACAUCGCAUUUAUCAGGCAGACUGGGUUUUUAAAACUGUGAAAAGAAUCUGAAAAGGACCGCUUGGAGGCAGAGAAGUAACAACCAGUCUUCUGCCUGCAACACUGAGAAGUUCAGCUUGGGCAAAGAGGUGAGUCUGGAACUGUUUCUCUGAACUACAGGUGAAGGGCUUCCAUUUUAGGAUCUCCUCAGCUGUGGAUAUUAUAAACACUGAGGACAUCUGUCAAUCGGAGCAUCAGUGACUCUGGCUGUAAAAUGCUCAGAGAAACAGCUACUUGGUGAGCUUCUAGAAGUACGUGGAGGAACGCCUGUGCCGCCUGUUUUUGCCGUGCCGGUCACUGACACGGAACAGCUGCACACUGAAAAGGAGAAGAAUUGGUUGUAGCUCAAACACAACAGCCCGGCAGCGUCUGGCCAGGAAACCGCACGGCCCUGCGGCGCUGCUGCCUGCUCAGCGGGCGUGGCCGCGUCCCAAGGCGACACGCACAGCUCUACCGGGACAAUAAAACCAACUCGUUCCACGUCUUAAGUCGACAGAACUUUCUAUAUACAGUUUUAGCAGACUCAGUUCAUUCCACGUCUUCCCCGGCGAUCCCGUAGCGCCCGCAAUGCCCCCGCGCCGGUCGGAAGCCCAACCGAGGCGGCUUCGGGCAAACCGCCGCUCCCUCGGCCGUCCCCUCGGCAGCUCCCCGCCGCCCCGCCCCGUUGCGAAGGAAGCGGCGUCUCCCGUUGCUACGAUGGCGGCGGUGCGGCCACAGGAGCGCCCCGUGCCCCGUACGGCAGUGCCGGGGCGCUGCACGGAGCCCGGCGGGACGGGCGGCGAGGCGCUGUGGCGGCGGCACCUCCAGCGCCCGGAGGGACGGGGCGCGGGCGCGGAUCUCUGCGCGGACAGAGCUUUAACACUUCCAUUAGGAUGGAAUUUAGAAGAAGAACGCUGGGCACUGAGAGAAGAUCAGAAGCUGUGUCGGAGCAGGGCACGGAAGUAUUUGAUAGAGACAAACAGAAGAAGGAGAGCCUUUGAAGAAAGACAGAAGCAAAGAGAAGAAAAAGAACAAAGAUUUAGAGAACAAGUCUUGCAACAAAGGAAAAUUAAAUUUCGGGAAACAACUGAGAAGUUCCAGCGUGCUCAUCUCCCUGCUUCUCAAUACAAGCAGAUAGUCCAGAAAAAAGCAGCUUUUCAGUUAGAAGAAGCUCUUGAACAAAUUAAAGGAUCAGUUUUAGCAUCAGGAUUGUGCUUGCCAAGCAGAAACAAAACUACCUUCAGAACCACAGAUGACACUUCAUACUCAUCAGCAUCAAGGAAUGGUUAUUCGCAUCAGGAGCAGAUUUCAGCAAUGGUUGGCUUGGAUAAAACAGUGCGGGAGAGCAGCAGAACAAGCGUGGAUAGUAACCAACUUCUAUUCCAGAAAAAUCUGAAAGAAAUGCAGCAGCUGCUUGAAAAACAGCAUCUCAGCAACUUGGAGAAUUUUCAUAAAGAAGUCAAAAGGACAGAUGAUUCAGAAAGCUUAUCAAGUCUUGACAGUCUUGAGGCUGGAGAACAAAAUGGAAAUUACACUCCAUCAAGUGAAUCAUCUUUGACUACAACUUGUGACUGUGCCCCAUAUAUUCCAGGAAAGUCACAGAUUAGGAGUAAUGAUAUGUUUUAUGCAGCUGAAAAUACUUCUAAAAACAUGCAUCUAAAUAAUUGUCAGAGAAAUUUAGAUUCCCAAAACAACCACAAUGACUUACCUACUGAGGACCUUUUAGCUAAACGUAAUGUUCUAACUCUUGCUGAACAUACAAACAAUACAGAAGAGGAAUCAUCUGUUUCUCACAGAUCUGGAAUAAAAGUUGCAGAGUUCUCAACUUCUGGCAAUCAAGAAAGCUCUGUAAAUAAAGCAUUUCCUCUUCUGCAAAAUAUAAAAGAAGAAAGGAACAAUUCAUCUUCUGGAGUGGCUAGCACAUUAGCAACUGGUCAUUCUGUUUUCAGUCCUAUCAAAGCCUGGGCCAGCCCUGAUUCUAUUCCGGGAGAAAGAGUUCAGGAUCUGACACAAAAUCAGAGCUUUAAAAUGACCCCACAAAAAAGAAGUAAAUCUGUGCAAACCUCCACUGAACCUAUUGCAACAUCUAGAAUCUUAUUUCCUAAUCAGAGGUGUUUCUCUGGCAUUUCCAGCCCAGCUGAUGUGUUGCCAAAGGACCGAAACGUCAGCACAGAUUUUUUAAAAAAUACUUUAGGAAAAGUGAGUGAAACAAAAGAAGAAAAUAUUAAAUCUAUUGAUGACAUUGACCAAGGAUCGUCUUUAUUUCAGGACAUACCAAAUGCCUCAGCUUUGUGCAAUGUUAAGAAACAGAAUAACAAAGAGGAAGAAAAGGCUAAUGCGGUUGAAACUAUGUCAUUCGUGUCUGACACAGAGCUGGGUUUUGGCACUCCUGCACAGCACAACUCCCAGAAAAACAUUUAUGACAGAAAAAGAGCAAAACUAGUCAGAGGUAUCUUAAAGAAAGAGGCUAAAGCUGUGGUUAUGAACCACGGGAUCUUUUUUGGAACUCGACCUGUGUCUUCUAUAAGAGAUAGUUUAGAACUUGCAAAAAGUCAAAAGAAAAGUGCAGAAAAUACAAAAAACAGUAGAAAGCUAAAAUGGUGUGAUCAAAUUAACCAGAUAAUAGCAGAAAAUGAUGAAAGUUGGUAUGAAGAAAGCACCAAUGAGAUAUCUUCUGCACAGCUUUACUGUGUUCAAACUGUGAGUAAUGCUCCUUGUGCUAAUUCAUGUAUGGGCGCUCACCCUUCAAACACAAUGUUCACAGAAAAUCACCAUGAAAAUUCUCAUAUAUCAAGACCAAAUGCUAAUUCUGCAAAAUCAAAUAAAGAAUGCACCCCUCUGAAUAUGUUUAUGUCUCCUGGAUCCUCUUUUCCUAAAAAAGUUUGGAUGAUAUCAAAACAUGAAGAAAGCAAAUCCCCAGAAUCUAGUAACAAUGAUAAAAUUCAUGAAGGGAAUCAACACAAAAAUAAGGCAAAAAUAACCAGAAGACCAAGACCCAUAAGAGACCAGUUAUUUUCCGUGCCCAGGAGCAGCAGAGGCACUGGCACUGUGCUCCGACUGCAGUCAGCCACUGAAAGCCGAGCAGCUCAGGGGAGGAUGUUGGCACCUCAGCCACCAUCUGCACCUGCACUGGGGAGCAAACGUGGCAAAACCAGAGCCAGCCCAGCUGCGAGGCAGCCUCUGCCUUCUUCCCAUCCUCAAGAUACCACUACCCAUGGGAACUCUUUAAAUGAAAGGCAAGCUUUGUUGGCAGAUCAGAUUUUAAAUAAAAGUACACAAGGAAGCAGUGAGAGCAUAACCUGUAGCUCUGAGGUGGCCACUGUGCUGUUCACACCUCGCUGCAGAACAUCCUGUGAACUUCUGGCAAAGCAUACUGGUUCUGUAAGCAGUGGGCCAACAACUGGCUGCCAGCAGUGUUCUGUAACCUGCACUGAACAACGUGCUAAUACAGAAAACAGAUUACAUCUUGAUCACAUCCCAACAGCUGAAGAAAAAGCUGUAUGGAAGGGAGCGCGUAUUGCCCUCACUCCCAAGGACCCUGCUGCUGGUGUUAUUCAACAUCAUAUGUCACAUUACAAUAAUUCACAUAAAACUGAAUGCCAACCUUGUAAAGCUCCUGUAUCCCGUAUUCCCGCUGGGGAUAGCAGCCAGAAGACUUGUUUCAAAGCUUCUUCUAGGAUGAACAAAUUGGGCUUUUUCCAUGCAAACAGUAGUGUUCCUGUUACAAAACAAAGGCAGAUUUUUAACAACAGUGAAAAUAAACACAGAGCUUUUACAGAACAGAGAAGGCAAACUGUAGCUUCUAAAAGAUGGAAGCCUACUUAUCAUGUACAGAAUUCGUUACAUAACGUCCAGCUGCGUCCUGUUCAAUCUGCAUUUGAUCCAGCACAAAAUACGAAUAACACGUAUAGGCCUGAUGAAGUUUCAGAAAGCACUGCUCAGUUUCUUGUGGCAGAAAAACUAAUAAGUACAGCAGCUGCAGAAGAUGAAAUCCUGGCAGCUAUGGGAAGUGUGCAACCAGCCAGACAACCCCUACUGCUUAACACAGCUCCACAUCUAGGCAUGAGUGCGCUUUCAAUAGAAGAAGAGAAGAUUUUCCAGUCUCUUGAUCAUCUCAAUCAAAGGCUACAAAAUGUUCAAGAAGCCAUUACCCGAAACCCAUCUGCCUCAAGAGUUUUACAGACAAUCACCCCUUUUCCAGACUUGGAUGGCUGAUUUGUGACAAAUUCUUCAUCUACAUGACUGCACGAAUAAAAUACAAACACGAGGCAUUGCUCAACCUGCCCAGUGUCUGUAAGUUCUCCAAUGGACAUUUAAGAGCCUUCUUUCCCAACAAGUGUAUAUGAGUACUUCAACAUUCAAACAGGUGUGUCUACCUGUAGAUACAGAUGCAGAUCUAAGGUACUGGCCUGGAACUACUCUCAGUGAUGAGUGAGCAACUGUUGUCCAAGUUCCCAACUGCAGAAAACAGCAGCACAAAUGAUGAGAACACCGCUGGGACAAAGUUUGCCUGGAUAACACAUGGAAAGUUAUGCUGAAAGUAUUUUGAGAGCAGCUCAUUUCCAUUCUUCACUCAAUACAAAAAAACACUGAGACCAGUUUGAAGUUGUUCUGCUUCUGCCAGUCGCAAAGCAACAGAGAUCCCGUACAGAAGAAAGCCCCCACACGUCAGUGAAAACCCAAGAGCAGAACAGUGGGAAGGAACACCCGUACCACCUCUCUGCAGAAGGCAUCAAGGUAUAUUUUCUGAGUUUCCAUCUGCGCUCGGUUAUUCCAACAAGAACAGAAAAUGGUAAGAUGCUUUUGCCUCUGUUUGCAAGUGGCCUUUUCUGAUCGUGGCAUUUGCACAAACAGGCUGCUCCAGCAAAGGGCUUUGCCCGGUCUCUAUUCUUCAUAUCAAAGAUUUUAAAAAGAAACUAUACACAGGAUAAAGUCUGUCACUUUGGAAGGGAGGAAGGAGAUUACUGGGAGACGCUAAAUCCAAGCAGACAUUUGUUAAGUAUGAUUAUAUUCUAGAACAAAUCAAGUGUAAUAGAUCAGAUGCCAUUUGGGGAAUCAGAUGUCACUGGCAACUCAGAAUGCUGAUAACUCAGAAUGCGCUCAUCACGGACUCCCAAAAUGCUGAGAAUCUAAGACUCCACAGACAGGGAGAGCAUUAUAGAAGCCAUUUUGCUACUUUCUUAUUUUAUAAAUAUAUAUCUCUAACCGGCACAAUCCCAAAUCACUCCCUCACGCGUGUCAGGAAUCUGGCCUUGACUCUGGUCCCUGUCACAUACACAUAGAAAGUUUCUGCUUUGAUAUGGUUUAAUUUUUAGGCAGUCUUUUGUGGAGCCAGGAGUUGGACUUGAUGUUCCUUGUGGGUCCCUUCCAGCUCAGGUAUUCUAUGAUUUUAUGAUACGUAAUAUGUAUUGUCAUGUAUAUACUAUAUUGUUUGCAUACAAUUGUAUUAUUGGGUGUUUGGCCAGAUGACCUUUAAUGGUCCCUUCCAAUUCCAACAAUUCUAUGAUAAUAUGUAGCUAAUAAUACUAAUAUUAUACUAAUUUAUACUAAUAAAAAAUAAGUUAAAGACAUUUUUAUAUUGAUGUUCUCUACAAAACGAGGAGCAGAAAAAAGCACCUUUGAGUUUUGUGGUGAAAUUACUUUUCUUUGGAAUGCAAAAGCCAGAAGAUGCUGCAGAGCAAUUUCAUUUGGCUUUUGUGAUAUCAAUAGAAAUCCAAAUUCAAGACAAAUACAUUGCCAAGAAAUCAUUAAAUUAAGUGUUUGCUGUUUGUUUUUCCUUUUGGAAGUAGAGACGGUGGAAUAAAGUAUUCAACAUACUGAAAGGAAUAAUUUUUUGUCAGUAUUACAAUAUUUGAAGGCUUUAAAAGGUACUUUCAGAAGUAUUUAGUGACAUCUGAAGCGACAGGGUAAAAAAGUUCCCAUUUAUUUUAAUGGAAAUUGGGUGUCCACAUUUUUCUGAAAGAUGUGAAAUCUCAGGUAUGAUUAUAAACCAAGUACAAACACAGCAUUUGAACAGAGCCUUUCCUUAAAAGGAGCAAUGAACACACAGAGCAGGCGGCAGCAGAUCAAGGUGAAUCCAAAGGAAAUACGCACGGUUCAGUUCCUCAAUACUGAAGUGAAAAUCCUUUGCAGAAAUCAUAUAGAAGGGACUUUAAAAACAAAAUAAUUCUUAAAUCUCUGAAGAUUUUCCCUGCCUCCACGGGUCAAAAUUCUCCUUCCAAGGUUUGUGGCUGCCAGCCUUCGCACUUAAAGACCUGACCAGUCCUAUCAAUUUAGCUUGGCGCGGCAUGUAACAUCUGGCCCAUAAUUAAUACAGCAUUUUAAAAUCCUUCAGGAACUAUUAAACACAUUAAACGCAAGGUAUAUUAAACUUAAUGAGUGAAAAAGUUACUUUUUUUUCUGUGGAAGAGAAAAACUGAAGAGUUAAAGAUGUUGGAGUUAUUCACGUACUUUAAAAAGCAGGAGCACUGUAUUUCACAUCUCUUGCUGUUCCUCAGAUCUCUUUUGUCAUUAAUCAGACAGCACUUGCACAUUAGCAAGCGGGGUAUCAGAUGGCCCUUCUGUGCUUAUUCAUUUCCUAUAAGGAAUGUAAGUCCUGCAGUCGCUCAUGUUUCCUUUGGCAGCUGAGUAGCUGGAGGUUUAGCAUGCAGUAAAUCUGCAGCCGUGGCAGAGGCACAGUCCCACCAGGCCCGUGGCCACUUGUUUGCCAUGUGCUGAGCACGGAGACCCCACGCUGCCCCCCAAGCCACCAUGUGUCACCUUCAUCCCUGUGAGAUCUGCACCCGCUGCCUGGCCACCAUGGUGGGGCUGAACGCAAGCUGAGAGCUACCCCGUGGUGUCCUAGGUACGGAUUUAUUUAGAAAGUUGGAAGAAAAUGUUAAAAAAUAGAAUGAGGAAUUAGAAGUUUCAUAUGUCUCUUCUAGAUGUGUAGAAAUGGUGGGGGUGAGGAUUGCCCCUCUUCCUUUGUAGCUGCUGGAGAGAAAUGGGCACUUUUAAGGCACAGUUCAUCUGCCCCCAAGGUCUCUAUCUAAAACAGGUCCAAGGAAUCGGUACCUAAAACUUUCAUUUCAUUAGAACUGUUCAUUUCUAAUUGCUUGAAAGAGACCGGCUCAGGUAUAAGCACUGUGUAGACAUUUGAAGGUAGAUAGCAUGAACACCAUUGCAGGCAGACCCAGAAGAGGUCUACUGACCUCUUUUUCAUUUGGCAUACUGUUGUUUUUUUCCCACUAGAUUUCAAGCCUAGAUGGCUGAAGUUAGCUCCAAGGAGAUGUAUAACAUGAGAAUUUGAUUAUCACCAGUGUCUCCUGCAGCAUAUCCUGGCCAAACUGCUCAUGUCCCUACAGGCUCAGUCUUUCAACGCAGAAUGUUCAGUGUUAUCUAAAAUGGAGUCAAAGUAAAGAUGGGAUUCAUGCUCACGUACAAACUGCAUAGUAUGAUUUGAAAGAUCCAAGGAAUGAAAGGAGAGGGAAGCACCAGGUGGGGAAGACAAUGUAAGGACAGAUUUCAGAAGAAAUGUAUGCAUCUGCCUAAUAUACUAUCCUGCUAUAAUCACUGUGGAUCUGCAGCCCUUUUGUUAAUUUGUUUUGCAGGACAUGCACAAGAUUUAGGCCAGGCAUUUCACAUCUGUAAGUCAGAGAUCCGCACACCUUGCAGACUUGGACCUGCCUCUGGGCAGAGGAAUAGUUUCAUUCAGCAUGGUUUCUGAGGCGUGCUACUACCAUGAGACCACUAUUUAAUACUGCAUAGCAAAUCAAACUGCAGCUUAGAAUAGCAAAUGGAGAAAACAAACAACAACUGUUCCAGGAGGAGGAGUCCGUAAAGCAGUAGACCAAACAUGUAACCAAGAAUCUGGACCUUGAUAGGCAUCUCAGCCCAACAACGCUACCUUCUGUGUCCUUUGUGGAUCUAGUGCUAAGUGGUCACACUGGCAACUGACUCCAGUUCUUCAAAGCCCAGAAGAUGCAAUUCAUAGUGAAGCCUGUCGUUCCCUCUCCUUCCUAUGAAGAAAAGAAUAGAAUAGAUUUCCUCACACCAUCAGAAACAAUAGCAAGAAAAAAAAAAUCUGCAUAGGAAUUUAGACUAAAUAACUUAAAAUAAAACCCCAAGCAUAAGGCAUUUUAUAAAGGUCAAAGAACAAGUACUGCAGUUCAGCGAAGAUCUAACCAUUUUAGUAAACAGAACUGAAAACAGAGCUGUUUUUCCACCCUCCCAGUCUGUUUGAGGGUUUAGAGUGCCAGCUUCUCAGAUGGCCUAGGUUAAGAUUCAUGAUUCUGUAAUGAAGGAUGCUUGUCUGAGUGGAAGAUGACAUUUGGGUACCUUAUUUUCUAACACUUUCUAAACUUUGUUUAAACAGUAUAAACAGUAGACAAAGGAAACUGGAUUUUGCAAUAAAAGCUAUUUUUAUGAAAGCAAAACAGUCACAUGACCUCUUACCCAGCUUUUAAAAGAGCAAUAGAACUUGCUUUGCCUGCCAGCCCCGAAAAAGUCUGAAAUUAAUGUCAAAGAUGGAGGUCUUGUUAGGCUACAGUGCUACAUUCCAAAUCUUACAUAUUUAUAGCUUUCCCCAUUGCCAUACCCUCUUGAUGAGAAAAAAAAAAUGCUUAACCCUUCAUAGGCUUUGACUUUUAUGGUAUCUGAAAUCCCUCUGAUUUCUCACUAGGUAAAUUUUUCAAAGCAAAGAAGGCUCCGUACAUGAGACAUAUUUGUAAAUACUGAGCUCCCAUACACUGGAGAGAAAUCCAGGUCCCUGUGAGUACUUAAGCAUGCUGAUUUCAUACCAUCCAUGCCAAACUACACUGAGAUUUGUCAUUGAGUACCUCUGCCAGUGCAAAAACAAUAUUGUAAGCAAGCCCUUGGUCGUUGCUUGCUAAUUUCAACACAUAUCAAUUUAUCCUAAGUCACACUACAAAUAUUUUUUCUAAACAUGUCCCACUGGAAAACCACACUCAUUUUCCUUUUGAAAUGAAGCUUUCCUUUUUCCUCAUUGAAGCAUUUCGUGAGCUCCUCAAAUGUGGCAUCACUCCCUGCUCACCUUUCAGUGCUAACUGAAUUUCGUAUUUGAUAAUCCAAAAACGGAACCCCUAAAAAAUCCCAUCCAACAGAAAGCCAAGGAGUAUCAAUGUAAAUAAUGUAACAAAAUAACUACCAAAUGAGAAUACAGUACUAAUGUUUUCAUAGCUCAUUUUUAAUUCAGUAGUCAAAUAUAACAAAUGCAAAAAUAAUCCUCUUACAUAUGAGUAUAAUAGUAUCAAAUAUAGUCCCUUCCAGAGAAGAAAAAAGUGGUGAAAAAGAUAGUGGUCAUAUUUCUGCUCACUAUUGUUAAUGAAAACCAACAACUGUCUGAAUUUGGUACGUACAGUGAAGAGCUAUAAAACACAAAUGCUAUGGUGCAUAAAAUGGCACCAGUUGCAAAGAUUCCUGAGGGUGAGUGAGAGGAGAAGGGACCAAGAAACCCAAGGUGAGGUACUCCUUCCCAGCUGUGGGAGGGAGCAAGGGCAAGUAACAGGAUCUGGGAUCCUGCAGAAAACUGUUAUUGCUCAUAAGUAUGGCAGGGUGGGGCUAAGCUAAGUGGGAUGUACAGAAUACUGGUGGGGGAAUGUAAUAGUCUUCUGCCCUUCACCAAGAGUAUAAGUGGAGAAUAUGGUUACAGAGCUGAGAAGAAAUUUAAAUACAUUUGCAGCAGGAGGUACAGGUGACAGGUGUGCUUUAUUUCAGCCACCCAGCCAGCAGAAAUUCAUCCCUGAACCUUCACAUUAGGGUGUUUGGUAAAUGUACAUUAGGCAUCACAUGUUCAAUAGAACUCAGGUAUUGAGUUAUGGAUGCUUUUUAGCUCACCAUUUGGUAAACAUUUUAUCAACUGAAUAAGUGUGUAAACCGUAAAGACAGUACUAAUUUGAAACUCAAUUCAGGUGCCUACACAUGGGCAUCUAGUUCCUUCUGAGAUGUCAAUGGUUUACGGGCAUUCAGCCCGGUUCCGUGACGAAUGGGAUGGGGGACCCGUGGACCCACAUCCCGGGAAAGGGAAAAGGGAAAAAAAGGGUAAGGAGAUGGGCCUGAGAGCAAAAA